AUGUCUGAGAAGAGAUUGAUAUCGCUGGGUGAUGAGCCAACAGACGCUCCUCCCUCCUACGAAGCAGCAGCGAUCCCAGCACAGAAUCCGCCUCCAAGACGACUGGCAAGACCUCCUCCUCUAGAAUUGCCAGCACUAUUGCUGCUACGAGACAAACGGGUCAUAUUAGCAUCUCAGUCGCCAAGGAGAAAACAGCUCCUAGGUCAAAUAGGGUUGACCAACCUUGAAGUGAUACCUUCCAAUUUUGAAGAGAAUCUACCCAAGGACGACUCUCCAUUUGAGUAUGUCCUCGCCACAGCUACAGGAAAGGCGUUAGCUGUCUAUGAGCAAGAAGUGGACAACGUGGAAAAAGGCGAGCCAGGCAUAAUAAUAGCUGCAGAUACCGUGGUCGUGAGUGCCAUGGGCGAGAUACUGGAGAAGCCAAGAAGUGAGGCACAUCAUAUAGCCAUGCUGAAAGGCUUGAGGGAUACCGGGCCACAUAGAGUCUAUACAGCUGUUGUGUGUAUGACACCGCUCGAAUCAGCACGAGAUCCAGGCUAUGCGAUCGAAAGAGCUUGGGAGGAGACUGUUGUGAAAUUUGAUACGAGCAUCUCGGAUGAUCUCCUACUGGCGUACGUGCGGACUCGGGAGGGUGCGGACAAGGCAGGCGGCUAUGGCAUACAAGGCACGGGAGCUGUGUUGGUAGAUCGGAUUGAGGGAAGCUUCGAUAAUGUGGUUGGGCUGCCACUCAGAACGACACUGAAGCUGAUUGAGAAAGUCAUGGCCAAAGCGGAUGACGAUGACGUUCUUAAUGGUGAAGCCUUAGAGGAGGCAGAAAGAGAAGAGGACGAAGAGCUCCUUUAG
Molecule: messenger RNA, 843 nt
Organism: Lithohypha guttulata
Lineage: Eukaryota; Fungi; Ascomycota; Eurotiomycetes; Chaetothyriales; Trichomeriaceae
Exons: 1
Coding region: 1-843 (280 amino acids)
Molecular function (GO): nucleoside triphosphate diphosphatase activity
Source: RefSeq, a predicted model, not a curated record